CGAGUCUCUCGUUCUUGUGUGUUAACUUUUUGUCUUCGUAUUUCACUGACUACCUCGCGGGUACAGUCCGCUCAACAGGAGGUGUUCCAGUGUAACUCUUACACCGACGCUGUGCUGGUUCUCUCGUGACCGCCGCACCGCGGGACAUUAUCAUUAUCAUGCAGUCUCUCGUGCGCAGACUUUCCCGGGUGGAGGAGACGCGCAUGCGCUGAAGGACGGAGCCCCGCGACGCGCUACGAACCUCCCUGGGGGGAUUUUAAGAUCGCCGCCAAGAAGGAGAAGCCCACCGGACGGGAGCGGUAGCCCGAGCGCGGCUAUGGGUUCUCUGAAGGCUUUGCAGGACUGGUGUCGCGCUCAGUGCGCCGGCUACCCCGGCGUGGACAUCGCCAACAUGUCGUCGUCCUUCAGGGACGGUUUGGCCUUCUGCGCCAUCAUCCACCGGCACCGACCCGACCUCAUAGAUUUCGAUUCCCUAUCCAAAGAUAAUGUCUAUGAAAACAACCGCCUGGCCUUUGAGACAGCAGAGUCGGAGCUGGGCAUCCCUGCUCUGCUCGACCCUGAAGACAUGGUUUCCAUGAAGGUCCCCGACCGGCUCAGCGUCAUCACAUAUGUGUCCCAGUACUACAACUACUUCAAUGACAAGUCUCAUGCCAACCCACCGUGUCUGAAGAGGCCGAGUGGAGCAGGUCUUGGCGAACCUGCGGUGAAGAGGCCCCCCGAGGACCGAGGGCUUGAAUCCCAGCUGGGUGCAGACAGCCCACCCAAACGUGGCACCCUCAGCAGUACCUGCGCCGCCUGUCAGAAGCAUGUCCACCUGGUGCAGAGGUUCCUGGUGGAUGGCAAACUGUACCACCGUAACUGUUUCAGAUGUAGAGAGUGUAGCAGCACCCUGUUACCAGGCUCUUACAAAGCAGGAAGCGAGGCCGGCUCCCUGGUCUGCACUCACCAUUUUGCCAAAUCCACAUCAACCAAUCAUAUCGGGCGUCCGGACCUCAGCAGGGUGACUGGGCCUAUGGUGAGGCUUGGGGGCGGGCCCAUCGAAAUGGAGACUCCUCCCAUUCUCAGGGAACGGGAGGAGGCUCCGCUGCCGGAGGGGACUUCGGAAGAAGAGUCCGUUGUUCCUAGUUCGACGGGGAAGUCCGAGUCGCUGGAAAAUGAGAACGGGAAGGACGAAAGCAGAGACGGAGAGGAAGAAGAGGGUGUGGAAGAUGAGAGCAAGAGGGUCAAUGGUAGCCAAGGGGUGGCGGUCAAUGCGAAUCAAUCCAGGCCUCCAAAUCCUUUCGAAGACAGCGAGGAAGAGGAAGCAGAGGAAGAGGGAACAACAAAACCGCUCAAAGACUCAGCCGGCGGGGAGCUCCCUUCCGCUCCGGCUGGUCAUGUUGGAGAUGCUUGUCGGCCAGUGCCCGCACCUCGACGGGUGUCGGAUCCAUCCACGACGCCGCGCCCGGUGCCCAGGGUCCGGCCACCCAGAGUAGUUGACGGCCCGAAAGUAAAUGGUGAACCCGCUGACCUCAUACGGUCAGCUCCCAAACCUAGAGAACGUUCCAGCUCUCCGGGGAGCUUCAGAUUGCCCUGUGAAAUUCAGAAACCCAAAGAUCCGCCCUGGCUGGCACUUGUCCAAUCAGAGCCUAAGAAGAAGCCAGCCCCACCCCCUCCCCCCGGCACAGCCGCUCCCCCUCGUUCUGGCUCUGUUCCUUCCAUUGGUGGGGUUCAGGCAGGUUCUCGGCCAGCCACCCCCCCACAGUCCAGCAACCCCUUUGAGAAUGAUGAGGAGGAGGAGGAGGAGGAGGAGGAUGAUGAUGAGGGGGAGGAGAAUCAGGCAGGGGGCAGCGUAGCACCGCCCUCUUCCGUAACCAGCCACCCUUGGUAUGGGAUCAUGCAGACAUCAGACACCCCCCAGGCAGGUGGCCCUGCUGGUAAAGCCAGCCCAAGUGACACCCCAAGCCCAGGCAGCCCACGGAGUAAGAAAAGGCCUGCCCCUAGAGCCCCCCAGCCCUCCCCCCAAGCCCUGUCUUCUUCUCAGCCCCCUUCUUCCUCUCCAUCCCCAGCCCUCAGCACAGAGAGUCUCUCCUCCUCUUCAGACCACAGCUCCUCCAGGGUCCUUCCCAGCGCCAGGCUCUCUGACCAGGACCACCCUUUCACCAAGAGUGUCUCUGAGCCGUCGAUCAGUGGGCCCUCGCCUCCCACUGCUGAAAACAAGCCCCAUCCUUCUCCCAGCCCCUCCCCUCCUCCCCCGCCGGCCAACACCAGCUCGGCUCCGGCGACUCCACAGACCAACCGGAGUGCAGGGCCGAGAGCUGCCCGUCCCCCACCUCCCAGACCCCCAACCACACCCAGCCCGCUGGCGAAAGGCACCCCGCCGCCCCCCCCUCAGAAUAAGAGAACCUGCAAGGAGAACCCCUUCAACAGGAAAGCCUCCCCCUCUGGCCCGUUGCCCAAAGCCAGGCCCCCAGCAGGCCCCCGCCCAGCUCGACCACCAGCCCCUGGGCAUGGAUUCCCCCUCAUCAAGAGGAAGGUGCAGUCGGACCAGUACAUCCCAGUGGAGGACAUCUAUGUGGAGAUGGGGGAGUUGGAGAAGCAGCUGGAUGAGCUGGAGCAGAGGGGCGUAGUGCUGGAGCAGAAGCUGAGGGACUGUCAUAAUGACGAGGAUGAGGAGCACCUGCUGGUGGAGUGGUUCACACUGAUUCACGAGAAACACAUGCUGGUGCGCAGGGAGGCAGAGCUUGUUUACACGGCCAAGCAGCAGAAUCUGGAAGAGAGGCAGGCAGAUGUGGAGUACGAGCUUAGGUGUCUCCUCAAUAAGCCAGAGAGGGAGUGGAGCGAGGAAGACCAUGGCAGGGAGCAGGAGCUGAUGGCUGAGUUGGUCACCAUCAUAGAGCAGCGAAACCAGAUCAUCAAUAGCAUGGAUCAGGACCGACAGAGGGAAGAGGAGGAAGACAAACUGCUGGCGGCUGUGAUCAAGAAGAAAGAAUUCCACAAGGAGGUGGACGGCGAGCAUAAGAAGAAAGGGGCCAAGUUCAAACCCAUGAAGGUGCUGAAGAUGCUGAGCCCCAAAAACGAGGGUGGAAAGAACAGGAGCCCCCGCAAGGACAAGAGCUGAGAGCGAGACGGGACUGGAGGCCGGAGGGUGACCAGUGGGGCUUGAUGGGAGAGGGAGGACUGUCCGUGCACAUCUUUGUCACAGAGGGUCAAGGGGAGGCGGCGAAGCAGGAAAGCAAGAUGUGGGUGAAGUGGGGAGGUGACAUUAACUGAUAAAUCAGACCCUACAGAGUAGCCUUAUCGGUGGCCUUCUGCUUACAGUCCAACCCAGUCCCCUCCCCCCCACGGAAAAGAUGCGCCAUGUAUAUAUUUUAAAGUCUUUUUGAACUCUUAAAACUUCUAAACUGAAGCAGAAAUAAUAACAGAAGCUGGUAGAGACAGUACAGGGUAGAUUUAUACUCCAAGCAGGCAGGAACCAGCCCCUCUGAGGGUUUUUAUUUAUACUGCUGUACUACCUUUUAUUGACUGUACUUUGCAGGCUCUGAAGCUGGGUGGAAUAAACUCUGGAUCAAGAUGGAAGAUGAAAGAUGCAGUUUGAGAAGUGCAUUAAUGAACUUGGAUGCAUCCGAGCGGCACUUGAAUAUGUCGUAGUUUUUAGCGCACGAGCAGCACCCAACAUCACGACACGUCUCGGAGCGCAUGGUACUCGUACUGCUGUACACGGAGAUGCGAAUCCCGGUGUUCAGUGCCUUUUCCCUGUGGAAUUCUUCAAGCUCGUUACGUGAAACUUGUGGUCACCAUAUUAAAGCUGGACACCUGGGAAAACAGUGUUGGAUUUGGGAAAGUCAUGCAUCUGGGGAUGAUUUUCUCACUCUUGUGGGCGGGAGAUGACUUUCACUGGGUAUGAUGAAAAACGGGGUGAGGGCUGGGUCUGUCUGACAAGCUUUAGGUUAUUUAGAAAUGUGCAGUAGAUUUUUAGAAGCGUUGGCAGGUAUAUUUAUUUGCUUUUAAAAGUCCGGUGGCAAAAUAGAUUGUUUUCGAUUGCUGUUUUUUUCCUUCAAUAAUGCCUUAAACCCUUGUUUACACAUCCCUCAACUCGUUGUCAAAGGAACGGCUGGUUGGUAUGUUGAGAAGGAAAAUGCAAGAAAAUGAUCAGAGGCUGAAUGGAUGACCGUGUCGGGCUGCCGCAAUCUGUGUGGUCAGAGAGCAAAUGUGUUUAAAGUCAACGAUGUCACAGAAAAUGGUUAGAAGUAAGUUGUUCAACCAGUCAAAAUUGUAUGCAUACCAAUAAAACUCAAAGUGAGCGUGUGAAUGUUA
Molecule: messenger RNA, 4296 nt
Organism: Scleropages formosus (Asian bonytongue)
Lineage: Eukaryota; Metazoa; Chordata; Actinopteri; Osteoglossiformes; Osteoglossidae
Gene: micall1a
Product: MICAL-like 1a
Exons: 16
Coding region: 317-3100 (927 amino acids)
Molecular function (GO): protein binding
Source: RefSeq, a predicted model, not a curated record